AUGAUUUCCAAGCAACAGAUACCAGUAGCUGGUCUACAACUCACAGUGUAUGGCCUUGAAGAAUACAAGAACAAAGGUGGACAAGGUCCCGUUGCCGUCAUGUUCGCCAUGCAUGGUCGACUUCAGAAAAUGAGUGCCAUGGACCCUAUUUGUGAAGCUCUUUGCUCCCUUAACGACAACGAACCUGGUAGACGGCAUUUGAUUGCUAUAUCAUUUGAUCAUCCAAACCAUGGAGGACGCCUUAUCCAUCGAGAAAGCAACUUUGCAUGGAAGGAAGGCAAGCACCAGAAUCCAAUGCAUGCACAAGACAUGUGGUCCAUGUAUCAUUCGUCAGCCUGUACAGUAUCACAACUCAUUGACGUGGUUGAAGAUUAUCUCUUUGGUCCACAAGAACAAAGCCGUGUCCAAGUGUGGGGUGUCAUGGGCUUUUCGAUGGGUGGUCAUGCAACCUUUUUAGCAGCUGCAUCCGAUCCCCGCAUUAGCGUUGCCAUUCCAAUUGUAGGCACUGCCGACUUUUUGAGCUUGCUACGUGAUCGAUUGUCACAAUCAUCGCUUUCAGAAAAGGAUCACUUGCCUCGACGAUUCUGUGAUAUGGUGGAUGCCAAAACAGCCAACCUGGAUAUCCGACUCAAGAACACCAAACUUCUUAUGAUGAGUGGUGCAAAGGAUCAAUUGGUACCUGGGAAAUUCAAUUUGGAUCUUGUGAAUCGACUUGCCAAGACGCAUACCGGCAAACAAGGACGUGAUUGGGCAUUUGUCAUUGUACCCAAUUGUGGCCAUGAAUGGAGCAAAACUAUGUUUGAUUUAUCGGUUGCAUGGUGUAAUCAAUGGAUGGUGCAAAUUCACUCAGCUACGGAUAGCAUAGAAACCACACUCAAAGCCCACUUGUAA
Molecule: messenger RNA, 891 nt
Organism: Lichtheimia ornata
Lineage: Eukaryota; Fungi; Mucoromycota; Mucoromycetes; Mucorales; Lichtheimiaceae
Exons: 3
Coding region: 1-891 (296 amino acids)
Biological process (GO): proteolysis
Molecular function (GO): serine-type peptidase activity
Source: RefSeq, a predicted model, not a curated record